Saccoglossus kowalevskii is the source of this 927-nucleotide messenger RNA. RefSeq names its product histone H3.3A-like. NCBI's taxonomy places the organism in Eukaryota, Metazoa, Hemichordata, Enteropneusta, Harrimaniidae. The record is from RefSeq and is a predicted model, not a curated record. Gene Ontology annotation, molecular function: protein heterodimerization activity; DNA binding; structural constituent of chromatin. Gene Ontology annotation, cellular component: nucleosome.
AUGGCUCGUACCAAGCAAACCGCACGUAAAUCUACCAGUGGAAAGGCUCCACGCAAGCAGUUGGCAACCAAGGCCGCUCGUAAGAGUGCACCUGCUUCGACGGGUGGAGUCAAGAAACCCCAUCGUUACAGACCGGGUACCGUCGCUCUUCGUGAAAUCCGUCGUUAUCAGAAGAACACAGAAUUGCUGAUCCGUAAGCUACCAUUCCAACGCCUAGUUCGAGAAAUUGCUCAGGAUUUUAAAACUGAUCUUCGAUUUCAGUCAGCAGCGAUCGGCGCUUUACAGGAAGCCAGCGAAGCUUACUUGGUUGGCCUGUUUGAAGAUUGUAACCUUUGCGCUAUCCACGCAAAACGUGUCACCAUCAUGCCAAAGGACAUGCAGCUAGCUCGUCGUAUCAGAGGCGAACGGUUUGUAGCAAUUGAAGCAAGAAUAAAACGAUUAAAAUUGAGAAAACCAAACCAAACUGCAACGGCGCGUUCUGGGUGCGUCUGGGCCAAGAGCAAACUGAGUAAAAUGGCUCGUACCAAGCAAACCGCACGUAAAUCUACUGGUGGAAAGGCUCCACGCAAGCAGUUGGCAACCAAGGCCGCUCGUAAGAGUGCACCUGCUUCGACGGGUGGAGUCAAGAAACCCCAUCGUUACAGGCCGGGUACCGUCGCUCUUCGUGAAAUCCGUCGUUAUCAGAAGAGCACAGAAUUGCUGAUCCGUAAGCUACCAUUCCAACGCCUAGUUCGAGAAAUUGCUCAGGAUUUUAAAACUGAUCUUCGAUUUCAGUCAGCAGCGAUCGGCGCUUUACAGGAAGCCAGCGAAGCUUACUUGGUUGGCCUGUUUGAAGAUUGUAACCUUUGCGCUAUCCACGCACAACGUGUCACCAUCAUGCCAAAGGACAUGCAGCUAGCUCGUCGUAUCAGAGGCGAACGAGCUUAA